Eleginops maclovinus (Patagonian blennie) is the source of this 2992-nucleotide messenger RNA. It is a transcript of the gene fbxl5, whose product is annotated as F-box and leucine-rich repeat protein 5. Gene Ontology annotation, molecular function: protein binding. The record is from RefSeq and is a predicted model, not a curated record. Gene Ontology annotation, cellular component: SCF ubiquitin ligase complex. NCBI's taxonomy places the organism in Eukaryota, Metazoa, Chordata, Actinopteri, Perciformes, Eleginopidae. Gene Ontology annotation, biological process: intracellular iron ion homeostasis; SCF-dependent proteasomal ubiquitin-dependent protein catabolic process.
GUUCAGAUGACGCACUGAGCCUCAGUAAAGAUGUCUCCUUUCCCGGACGAGGUGGACGUGUUUACCGGCCCUCACUGGCGGAUGAAGCAGCUGGUGGGCCUGUACUGCGAUAAGCUGUCCAAAACCAACUUCUCCAACAACAAUGACUUCCGCUCGUUUCUGCAGUCCCUGUGCGCCACCUUUAAAGAGUUUAAGAUGCACGAGCAGAUUGAGAACGAGUACAUCAUCGGCCUGCUGCAGGAGCGCUGCUGCACCGUGUACAACGUGCACUCUGACAACAAGCUCUCAGAGAUGCUGUCCCUCUUUGAAAAAGGCUUGCGCAACGUAAAGAGUGAAUAUGAGCAGCUGAACUACGCUCGGCAGCUGAAGGAGAGGCUGGAAGCGUUCACACAGGACUUCCUGCCCCACAUGAAGGAGGAAGAAGAGGUGUUCCAGCCGAUGCUGAUGCAGUACUUCACGUACGAGGAGCUGAAGGACAUCAAGAAGCAGGUGAUCGCUCAGCACUGCAGCCAGCACCAGGGCCGAGCGGCUGACCUGCUGAAGGGUUUCAGUCUGUGGAGUCAGGCCGAGGAGCUGCAGAAGGCCUUCAAAUACGCCGACCACGAGAAGAGCGACUAUGAACUGGAGAAGAAGAGGAACCCCUCGACCCACAUCGCUCAGCUUCCUGCAGAGAUCCUGCUGAGGCUCUUCCACUUCCUGAGUCCUGCAGACCUCUGCCGCUGCAGCCAGGUGUGCGGCUCCUGGUCCGAACUCGCCAAGACCGGCUCCCUGUGGAGACACCUGUACCCCGUGCACUGGGCCAGAGGAGACUACUAUAGCGGCCCCCCCGGGGACCUGGACCAGGAGCCGGAUGAGGAGUGGGUGAGGAGUCGGCAGAAGGAGGGUCGGGCUUACCAGGAGUGGGACGAGGACGCUGACGUGGAUGAGUCCGAGUCCCUCAGCUCUCGAGGCUGCCUGGCCUUCACCGCGGCUCAGAGAGAGAAGAGUCUUCUGAACGGGAUCAUCCAGAGCCUCCUGCCCGCUGUGGGUCCGUCUGUCCGGUCCAUGGUUCUGGCCUACAGCUCCACCGUCUCCAGUAAAAUGGUGCGUCAGAUCCUCAGUUUCUGCCCCAACAUCUCCCACCUGGACCUGACCCAGACAGCCGUGACGGACUCUGCCUUCGACAGCUGGUCCUCCCCGGGCUCCUGCCCCCCCCUGCAGCACCUGGACCUGUCGGGCUGUGAGCAGAUCACUGACGGCUGCCUGAAGAGGCUGUCGGGGGGGCUUGGAGACCCCGACCGACGCUCAGAGCGACGAGCCAAGCUCCUUCUGAGCCCCCCCACCCCCGUCACCCUGGAGGAGAGGAGCCUGCACCCAGAAGGGGGCAGGAAGAGGCAGGCCCUCAUCUUUAAGCGGGGGGGCCGCAGAAUCCCCCCCUCCCAGGUGUGGCUGCUGGACCCCUCCGAGCUGGCCGACAUCGAGGACGCCGCAGAGUGGAGCCGUCGGGGGGGACUGUCCCUCCCUGAGAGCUUUGUGGAGGCGCAGCUGGGGGGGGGCUGCUGCUGCAGCAGGAGGAGCUCUAACACCCCCCUACUGCUACAGCAGCUCUCUGAGGCUUUCUGUGGUCACUCCACCUGCUGCUCUGACCCCACCCUCAGGACUUUCUCUGGGUCUGCAGAGUUUCGGACUAAAUGCUUCUCCUCGGGGGGCCCGCAAUGCCCCAGGGGGGGGCAAAGGAUGGAGACCAGGCGCUCCCUGAAGUUCCUCAGCCUCUCCGGGUGUUACAAGGUCACAGAUCUGGGUUUGAGGGCCGUAUCUCAGCGGGGGGGGCUGCCCUCCCUGGAGCACCUGAACCUGUCGGGCUGCCCUCUGAUCACCGAGGUGGGGCUGCAGGAGCUGGUGUCCGUCUGCCCCUCCCUCAACGACGAGCACUUCUACUACUGCGACAACAUCGACGGGCCUCAUGGGGACACGGCCAGCGGCUGUCAGAACCUGCAGUGCGGCUUCAGAGUUUGCUGCCGCUCUGGAGAGUGAAAACACACACACACACACACACACACACACACACACACACACACACACACACACACACACACACACACACACACACACACACACACACACACACACACACACACACACACACACACACACACACACACACACACACACACACACACACACACACACACACACACACACACACACACCUUCUCAUUGCACUUUAUCCCCCCCAGCCGCCACUCCAUCAGGCUCCUGGACCAGACUAAAACACAUGCUGUCCUUUCCAUCGCCUCUAACUGGGAGGAACCUCUGAUGGUUUGAAGUGUCUGAAGAUGUAAAUACUGGUUCCUUAUUUUCUUUUUUUGGGUUUAGAAAAAGUAAAAACCUAGAGGAGCGUAAGCAAGGUUUUGUUUUCUGUAGUGAGACCAUGUUUGUUUCUGUUUACUGGUGACUAUACUCUGCUGGUUAUAAUCAGAGCUGAACCACUGAAACGUCUCCUGAUUAUUAAUAUAGAAUCAUUCUCAAAGGACUAUAAACACAGGACUGAGAGUGCUUAUUGACGAAACACAAAUUAAAUAUGAUAAUUGAUGUAAACUCUCUUAAAUCUGGGUUUUGCUGCUUUUCUGUGCAUAGCAUUAAAGUGAAUAUAUCUGGACAUUUAAACACGGCACCUCGGACUCAAGACACUGGGAGGGACAUGAUGUAAUAUUUCCUGCAGUCCUGUUUAGAGUCAGCAACAAUUAAACACGUUUCCUGGAGAGGGAAACCUGUGGGUUCUGGUGUGUUAACCAAUGAAAUAACACCUGCUGCACCUUAAUGAAACCACAUGUUGAUCACCUGGCUUUGUUUGUAUUUAUGCACUCCGAUGUGAGGGAUAACAAGACCAAUGUUCAUAUGAGGGAUUUAAAAACAAGUGGAGAUAACAAUCCAUGUCUGUUCCAAAGUCUGGCGUGAGGAGUUCUGGAAAUGUUCAUAAACACAUCAAUAAAAGUCUUUGGGUUCAAAAAUA